Molecule: messenger RNA, 1525 nt
Organism: Punctularia strigosozonata HHB-11173 SS5
Lineage: Eukaryota; Fungi; Basidiomycota; Agaricomycetes; Corticiales; Punctulariaceae
Product: endoglucanase
Exons: 16
Coding region: 232-1434 (400 amino acids)
Biological process (GO): glucan catabolic process
Cellular component (GO): extracellular region
Molecular function (GO): cellulose binding; hydrolase activity, hydrolyzing O-glycosyl compounds
Source: RefSeq, a predicted model, not a curated record
GAAUUAUAUUGAAGCCUACUUCCUCGGGCGCAAAUCGUGCGAUGGAACACGGGCAAAGCAACAGCGUGCGGAGCUUCUCAAGGCUUGGGGACGUGGUCACGGACACCGAUUCGUUUGUUCGUCCGAACAUGAUGUCGGUAAAUCUGCGGAGCGCGGGUUCAAUAUUUCGCCUCAGUAUAAGAGUAGUCAUCAUGCUACGUGUCUGUCACCUAUCCCGUCUCGAAUUUCGGUAUGAAGUCCCUCUUAGUCUCCCUCAUUUUGGCACUUGCUAGCACUCCGGCGUACGGUGUGGCCAUCUGGGGUCAAUGCGGGGGCAUUGGCUACAGUGGUAGCACGACUUGUGACUCGGGUCUUAGCUGUGUCAAGCUAAACGACUACUACUCGCAAUGCCUGCAAGGAGCCAGCACGACCAGCGCAGCGACCAGCACGGUCCAGACUACCACGACCGCCUCCACCACCAGCUCUGCCCCCACCACCAGCGGCCGCACGUGUAGCGGAACGAAGACGAAGUUUUCGUACUUUGGUGUCAAUGAGAGUGGUGCAGAGUUCGGCAAUGCAAACAUUCCUGGAGUGUACGGAACAGACUACAUCUGGCCCGCUCCAUCUUCUAUCGAUUACUUCGUCGGCCUCGGCUUCAACACGUUCCGCGUGCCGUUCUUGCUCGAGCGUCUCGCCCCUCCUGCUACAGGUAUCACUGGCGCUUUCGACCCUCUUUACCUCGGCAACCUCACGGAGACCGUGAACUAUAUCACCGGAAAGGGCGCUUAUGUCCUCAUCGAGCCCCACAACUACAUGAUCUACAACGGCGCAACCAUCACCAGCACUUCUGCAUUCCAAACCUUCUGGACCAACCUUGCGUCCCUCUUCAAAUCCAACAGCCAUGUCAUCUUCGACCUCAUGAACGAGCCCCACGAUAUUCCCGCGACCACCGUCUACUCGCUGAUGCAAGCUGGCGUUAACGGUGUACGUGCCGCCGGUGCCACUUCUCAACUCAUCUUGGUAGAAGGAACGAGCUGGACUGGCGCAUGGACCUGGACCAGCUCCGGAAAUGCCGCUGCUUUCACGGGCUUGACUGACCCCAAUAACCACGUCGCCAUCGAGAUGCACCAGUACCUCGAUUCCGACGGCUCGGGUUCAUCGGCAACAUGCGUUAGCUCCACCAUCGGCGCCGAGCGCCUUGCGGACGCGACUAGCUGGCUCCAGGCUAACAAUAUCAAGGGCUUCCUCGGCGAAAUCGGCGCUGGCAACAACGAUGUCUGCAUUACGGCCGUGUACGGAGCGCUAUGUGCCAUGCAAGAAGCCGGUGGUGCUUGGCUCGGCGCGCUGUGGUGGGCCGCAGGUCAGUGGUGGGGAGAUUACUUCCAAUCCAUAGAGCCGCCGAGCGGCGCAGCUAUCACUGGCAUCCUCCCCGAGGCUCUCGAACCGUUCUUGUGAAUGGAGGAUGGGCUGCACGAUUAGCCAGAUUCAAGAUCUUAUUCUUAUCUUCAAAUCUUGUAUACCGUACACUGAAAUAGUCACACAUUUG